UCAGUGGACCGCCAUAUCAGCCAGCAGGCCACGGCUUCAACCAAUCCCACAAUGCACAGCUCGUCAUGCUAGAAUACAACAACGGGGCAUCUCUGCCACCCAGCACAAAUUCUCAGCCUCGCCAUCUCGAGCUCCUGUGAGAAGAGCCCUCCAUGAUGGCUCUAUCUCCCCCACGAUUGCACGCUUUGGGUUUAAGAACACAUCCCAGAGGCAGAUCCCCACACGAUCUAAAAGGCUUUCGACGACAAAGGCCCCAGUAGAUGGCGCAAUGGAGCAGCAUAGGCAGGCUGUCGAUGCCAUCUCUGCCAGUGUCCGCGACUACCAUUCCCGCGGCGAGAAAUUCCGCAUCUUCCACGGCUCGACGAAUAGUACUCGACCGAACCUGAAGAAGAAUCUGGUCGAUACAAGCAAGCUCUCAAAUGUCUUGCACGUCGACACGGAGAGGAAAACAUGUCUGGUUGAGCCCAAUGUACCAAUGGACCGGCUGGUUGAGGCAACCUUGAAAUAUGGGCUUGUUCCACCAGUUGUCAUGGAGUUUCCGGGUAUAACUGUCGGAGGUGGAUAUUCGGGAACAAGUGGCGAGAGCAGUUCGUUCAAGCAUGGCUUCUUCGAUCAGACGAUUAAUUGGGUCGAGAUGGUUCUAGCAGACGGAGAAGUCGUCCGGUUGUCUCCUCAAGAGAAGGCUGACCUGUUCCACGGAGCUGCGGGGGCAGUCGGAACAUUUGGGGUGACAACUUUGGUCGAACUGCGCCUGCAGGAUGCCAAGAAAUUCGUCGAGACGACAUAUCAUCCUGUGUCCAGCAUGAAGGAGGCUAUUUCCAAAUCGAAAGAGUUCACUGCGGAAGGCUCGACGUACGAUUAUGUGGAUGGGAUCAUGUUCUCCAAAAGCCAUGGAGCUAUCAUUACUGGUCGACUUACAGAUACCCCAAGAGCAGAUGCACCCAUUCAAAACUUCAGCGCAGCGAGCGAUCCGUGGUUCUAUCUGCACGUCCAAGAAGCCAUAAAUAUGUCGUUCGAGGCCACCACAGAAGCUAUUCCCCUCCCAGAAUAUCUCUUUCGAUACGAUCGGGGCGGGUUCUGGGUCGGAGCUUCGGCAUUCGACUACUUCAAAUUCCCAUUCAACAAAUUCACUCGGUGGUGGCUCGAUGACUUCUUACACACACGCAUGAUGUAUACGGCUCUCCAUGCCAGUGGGCAGUCUAAGAAAUACGUCGUGCAGGACCUCGCCCUACCUUACUCCACAGCUGAAGCGUUUGUGGAUUACACCCACGAGGAGUUUGGCAUCUAUCCUCUCUGGCUCUGUCCUCUGAAGCAGAGUCCAUAUCCGACCAUGCAUCCACACUUCGUCCCCUCGUCGUCGAACGCCGCGAAGUCACCAAACAAGGCCGAGAGUCUCGAGCCAAUGCUUAACAUCGGUCUCUGGGGCCACGGACCAGAAGAUCAUUCAGAAUUCAUCCGCAAGAAUCGGGCUUUGGAACGCAAACUCCAGGAACUCGGCGGCAUGAAGUGGCUGUACGCACACACCUACUACGGCGAAGAUGAAUUCUGGUCGCAGUUUGACCGGCCGUGGUAUGAGGCCCUCAGGGCUAAAUACAAAGCACAGGGCUUGCCAAGCGUGUAUGAGAAAGUCAAGGUUGAUGUUGGUGGGGAAGUCACAGCAGGUACAGAGAUGAGCUUGGCUGAAAAGAUGAGGACUAUGUGGCCAUUUGGCGGGUUUUACGGGAUUUGGAUGGCGAUCAAGAGUAGGAGUUAUGUAGCUGCGAGGAAGAGUUCCUGGAAGGAGUAUAGGAAGGUUGAUGUGAUAGACAAAUAGACAUAUGCAUGGGUCGAUUUCUGUAGCUACCUUUAGUACAUACCUGUACGAUUUAAG
Molecule: messenger RNA, 1870 nt
Organism: Cadophora gregata
Lineage: Eukaryota; Fungi; Ascomycota; Leotiomycetes; Helotiales; Ploettnerulaceae
Exons: 1
Coding region: 269-1813 (514 amino acids)
Biological process (GO): steroid metabolic process
Cellular component (GO): membrane; cytoplasm
Molecular function (GO): Delta24(24-1) sterol reductase activity; FAD binding
Source: RefSeq, a predicted model, not a curated record